UUACCCGUCUCCUCAGAGUCCCCGAGCUCAGUCGGAUGCUGGCAGCGGAGUGUGGCAAACGGUCUCGAUGUCCAGUUUUUCUUACGCCGUCGUCUUUCUCCCUCGUCUGGGAGCCUUGCGCCGGGGUCGGAACGCUUAUCGACUCCUCCGCUUUCCUGCGGUGAGGAACGCCCGUCGACAACGUCCGUUUCCGGUUGGCUCCGUCUGGAAGGUUGAAUAGUGAGUGUCCUGAGAGGUCAGAUUGCUGUCAGACAUGGCUGCUGGGCAUGGACACGAGCACGGGCACGGGCAUGGGCAUGGUCACGAUAAACUGGUCCUUCCAGAUCACACACAGUGGAAAACAGAAGGGACACCGCUAGAGACAGUGCAGAAGAAGCUGGCUUCCCGGGGGCUGAGGGACCCGUGGGCUCGCAAUGAGGCCUGGCGAUACAUGGGCGGCUUCACAGAGAACGUCUCCUUCAUGAGUGUGCUGUUCAAAGGGUUCAAGUGGGGGUUUGCUGCCUUUGUGGUCGCGGUAGGGGCUGAGUACUUCUUGGCCUCCCCGAAUGGUGAUAAGAAGCAUCACUGAAGGCAGCACCUGGGCUUAUCUCCUGACUUCUCUCUCUAGCGUCCUUGGCUUAGUUAAGUUAAGAAAGAAUGGCUUAGUUAAGUAAAGAAAAACUUUGUUUUGUCUUGUAAUGCUUAAAUAAAGUUGGAAAGAAAAAUGUAA
Molecule: messenger RNA, 709 nt
Organism: Microtus oregoni (creeping vole)
Lineage: Eukaryota; Metazoa; Chordata; Mammalia; Rodentia; Cricetidae
Product: NADH dehydrogenase [ubiquinone] 1 beta subcomplex subunit 3-like
Exons: 3
Coding region: 254-568 (104 amino acids)
Biological process (GO): mitochondrial respiratory chain complex I assembly; electron transport chain
Cellular component (GO): mitochondrion
Source: RefSeq, a predicted model, not a curated record